ACAACGCACUUCAAUCUAGUCGGUAGCCAUUCCUCGUUAUCUCAAAGCUUCCCCUUUCUUUUGCCCACCAUUUGUGUGUCAAUCGAGAAUCACUUUGCCUGUUGAGUACUGUGAGGAUCAAUAGGCCGGCGUGUGGUGUGUGGUCGGCGAAGAACAAGUUCCUUGCCUUGGUCCAUCAUCCGUUUCAGAGCAGCGUGGGAUGGUCUCCCGAAACCACCCCACCACCGCCGCCGCCGCCCCCGCCCGCCAUCUCGUCUCGUCCGCAGCCGCCCACGCACCCACCAAGACAGUCCCGGCCCCGUAUAAAUACCCCACAACUCCUCUUCCACCUCCGCCAACUCCGAUCCGUUACCUCCCCUCUCCCCAAGCUCAACAACCAGAGCACACAGGCCUUUCUCCUCUAUCUAUCGCACAAGAGGCGCGCACGAAAAUGGCCAAGGUGCACCCCAACGCCGCCGAUACAGAGCCGCCCUCGCCGGCGCCAGAGGUGGAGGAGCCGCCCACGGUGCUGACGGUCUGGCGCAAGUCGCUGCUCUUCAACUGCGACGGCUUCACCGUCUUCGACGCCAAGGGUGACCUCGCCUUCCGCGUCGACUGCUACGGCUCCGGCCGGCGCCGCGCCGAGGUCGUGCUCAUGGACGUCGCGGGCAAGCCGCUCCUCACCGUCCGCCGCAAGAGGCUCAGCUUCCUAGCGGAGCACUGGGUCAUCUACGACGGCGACGCCGCGGAAGACGAAUCCUCCAGGCCGCUCCUCUCCGUCCGACGCCACGUCAGCCUCCGCGCCUCCAAGGCGCUGGCGCACGUCACGCCCCACGCCGCCUCAGCUACCUCCGCGGCGUACGUGGUGGAGGGGUCGUACGGGCAGCGGGCCUGCGCCGUGCGCGACGCGCGCGGGGACGCGGUGGCGGAGGUCCGGCGGAAGGAGUCGGUGGGCGACGACGUGUUCCGGCUGGUGGCGGACCCCCGGCUGGGCGCGCAGCUCGCCAUGGGCCUCGUCAUCGCCCUCGACGAGAUGUUCGCCGGCGGCCGUGGCAGGUCGGCGCGGUCGUCGCUGCUGCGCAGGACAUUGUCGGCGUAGCAGCAACGACGCUGACAAGGGACCCCACAUGUACAGAACUCUCUACAGAGAUCCCAGCUUGUGAGCAGCGGUGGAGUAGCAUUUAGCAGGCAGGCUCUGUUUCUUGUAGUCAGCCGCUUUCAGGCGCAGCUAGCUCAUUUUCUCUCUUGUAGUACACACACUAGAAUCUUUUGUUUUUGGUUGCCUUCAAUUCCCUUCUUGGUCGUCAGUCUUGUUCCUACAUGAUUAAAGUUUUGAGCUUCA
Messenger RNA from Setaria italica (foxtail millet), 1321 nucleotides. RefSeq names its product protein LURP-one-related 8. Lineage: Eukaryota; Viridiplantae; Streptophyta; Magnoliopsida; Poales; Poaceae. The transcript has a single exon. Bases 200 to 1078 code for a protein of 292 amino acids. The record is from RefSeq and is a predicted model, not a curated record.